Thunnus maccoyii (southern bluefin tuna) is the source of this 5494-nucleotide messenger RNA. It is a transcript of the gene radil2b, whose product is annotated as ras-associating and dilute domain-containing protein. Gene Ontology annotation, cellular component: microtubule. The transcript has 18 exons. The coding region runs from base 473 to 4399 and encodes 1308 amino acids. Gene Ontology annotation, biological process: substrate adhesion-dependent cell spreading; neural crest cell migration; signal transduction. Lineage: Eukaryota; Metazoa; Chordata; Actinopteri; Scombriformes; Scombridae. Gene Ontology annotation, molecular function: GTPase binding. The record is from RefSeq and is a predicted model, not a curated record.
UUGGCAUCUCCAAGCAGUUGCGCUGUGGACGCACAUCUGGAGAGCGCGUUCGUUAUGAAUUUGAAACAAAGCGUAAUAGAUUGUGGAUGAGAGACGGCGUCUCAUUUUUUGUCUGCAUUCUCAGUUGUUGGCGUUCAGCAGUAUUUUCCCCCCGCUUUCAUGUGUCUUGAUUUGAACAGCGUGAAGUGAAGCUGUAACUCGAGACGUCGGGUUGUGGGCUGAACAGCCAGGCUACAGCAACUCCAACAGCUGGAUGAGAGCUGGAAACAUCUGCAGCGCCUGUUCCGGAGUGCGUAAAAUGAAGCAGCAGCUGAGUGGCUUUGCGCCGCUCGUCCUGCAUGAAACAUCCUAGGAAUGAAGCAUCUGUGUGCAUCAGAGACUGCGCUCUGGUGGGACAUGAUAAGAACCCUCUCUGUUCAUUUAAAACAACCCGCAACGGUUUACUAGAGCUGAAACAGUCGAUCAGAAAGGAAUGAAUCAGAUGGACACUUCCUCUGAGGAGUUGCGCUCUCUCCCUCCAAGACCACCGAAUUUAUCUUCAGCUUCUCCAAAGAGACGCUUUGUCAAGCUGGGAAGGAAGACAAGUGAUGGAUCUCAGCAAUCAGGUACAUCCACUGGCAGUUCAUCCACCGGCAGGUCAGCUGAGGGUGUGGCCGUCAGACAGCCCAGCAAGAGCCGCAUCCAUCGCCAUACCAACCGCCUCUCAGGUGUCUUCCGUCGCCCGGCCUCCAGCUCAAGCUCUAUGGCCCUGACCUCAAGCCUCAGGUCAUCACGGAAGGGCAGCAUGAACUUGACAAAUGCUCUCGCAGAGGACCCAUCUGAGCUGUCCAAUCAGAUAACUGCUCCAGGAAUCCUGAAGAUCUUCGGGAGUGAAAUCUGUAAAGGAGCUCACUAUAAGAGUGUCCUGGCCACCACACACUCCAGUGCAAAAGAGCUAGUCAAAGAGGCCCUUGAACGGUAUGGCCUGGGCAAGGAAGAGGCGGUAUCCUACGUUCUCUGCGACUCCAUUGGCUCCAUUGGCGGACAUCAGUGGAGGACAGAAGGGUUCCGAGUGGUGGGCGACAACGAGAAGCCCCUCCUCCUGCAAUCGCUAUGGAAACCUAGAGAGGGUCUGGCAAGACGGUUUGAAAUCCAGAGGAGAAGCUUGGUAGAGGAGGAGACAUCCAAAGACAAAGAUACUAUCACUGCUGGUAUCAAUGCCCAGGCUCGUAAGCUGCAGAAAAGCCGCUCCAGAGUGAACUCCACACUCAUAGAGAGGACUUCAGGGCGAAGCCAUAAACUGUGGAGGAGCAAAAGUGAGAUGGACCUCUUAGAUUCUGAUACAGAGACCACGCAGGACACAGAUCAUGAUAAAUGUCUCAGUGAUCAAAGCAAGAAGCUGAAUCAAACUUCAGUGCAGAGCCUGGAGCGCUCAAAAAAAAGAAGCGCAGAACAGAAUCACAUUCACAUCGCAGUUCACUCAGAGCGGGACAGCAGGUCGCAGUCCAAAACAGAGACCCUCUGUCCGUCGAGGUCGAGAAGCGAGCGGGAAGGAGAGGAGUCUGAGAGGGAGGAGACGGAGAGCAGCGACGAUAACACCACACAGUACUCCAUUCACCCUCCUCUUGACUGUCCAUACCUGCUGCUGCUGCAGGGCUGCAGCCUCGCACAGGACUUCAUCAUCUACCUACUUGCGAGCCCAAACAUUGUAAUGGGUCGACAAAGUGACCAUGAUGUAUCAAAGCCUGACAUCCUCCUCUUUGCCCCUGACAUAUUUCCAAAACACUGCUAUUUCCAUCGCCAUAGCACUGGCGGCCCCACCAUGCUCUCCCCUUGUCAAGAUGCCAUCGUUAUGAGAAAUGGUGAGGUACUGAGGAAUGAAGUACAGCUUAGCCCUGGUGACGUUAUUGGACUGGGACAGCACUACCUGUUUCUCUUCAAGGAUCCCUUAGCUUUGACGCACAAGGAAGUUAACAGCACUGCAUCUGAGCCCAGCUUGUCUACGAUCCCCAGCCUGCUGGGUCACACCACUUCUGCCACUACAACAAGCCAUACCAGAGAAAUGAUAUUCUGCAACACCUGCAUCUCAACCUGCACUGACCUCCAGAGCCCGAGCAGCAAACAGAGCCCGAACAGAGGCCCCCCCUUUCUAAAAUCACCCGAGGGCCACAGCUUGACUUUGAACUAUGAGACGGUGCACGAACAUCACAUUGUCAAAACAAUUAUUGCUAUGGAAAGUAGCAGAGUCCAAGACAAACCAGUGCUGACUGUUGCAUUGUUGCUGUGCAUGUGUGUUCAGUAUUCAUCCACAUGUCUUCAUACCUCAGACCUGCGCAGGCUUCUGCUGCUUAUUGCAAGCGGAGUUCAGAGUGUCAUGUGGGAGUACACUAAGGACCUAGCUGCGGUUCAACCUGAAGUUCUCAAUGGUGAAGGCUCAAACCCAGAAGAUCUGCAGCUUCUCAGCCUUGAGGAGGUGAUCUCAGGACUGCGCCCCCUGGUGGUAUGGAUGUCUAACAGUCUGGAGCUGCUGCAGUUCAUCCAGUACCAGCUGCCUCUUAUUCUGGAGUGGAGAACCAGAAAAGAGCAGGGACAGGAGGAUGAAGAAGAAAGGGAAGAAGCAGAGAGCGAGGAGGUGGAGAACUUGGCCUUGUUGGAGCUACGUCUGUCCUGUGUCCGUUCAGCCAGUGAGGAGACAAUGGCUGUCCUGGAGGAGGUCAUCAUGCUCGCCUUCCAGCAGUGUGUGUACUACAUCACCAAGGUCCUGUACCCCAUCCUGCCGGCACUUCUGGACUGCAACCCAUUCAGGGAGAGCCCUGACCUGCAGGUGAUUGGUGAGGGUACCCGGGUCCUGGGUAGCAGUGGGCUGCAGGUCCCUAGUGAGAUCGAGCAGGUUGUGGAGGUCCUGACCGAGACUCGGAGACUACUCUCGGACUGUCAGCUCCACCCAGAGAUUUCCUCACAGCUCAUCGCCUACCUCUUCUACUUCAUCAAUGCAUCACUUUUCAACUCACUCAUGGAGAGAGGCUCAGAGCCAGGUUUCUACCAGUGGUCCAGAGGCGUGCGUAUGCGGGCCAAUCUUGAUCUGCUCCUGGACUGGGCCCAUGCAGCUGGACUGGGGGAACUGGCUUUGGAGCACACACACACGCUCUCGUCGGCUAUCAAUCUGCUGGCUACGCCUAGAAAGAAUUUACUGCAGACAUCUUGGGUGUCCUUGCGAUCUGACCACCCUGCCCUGAGGCCAGCCCAGUUGAACCACCUGCUGAGUCUUUACAGCCCAGCAUCUCCCUGCAGACACACCUGGGCUCCAUCUGUACAUGACCAAGCAGCAGCUCAUAGAACUGCUGAGAUCUUGGAGACUUUUGACACCCACCAUCCUCUAGUGCUGCCAGAUGGGGGUUACCAGUUCCAACUGAGAAGGGCAGUAACAGAUUCAGCCUUGAGAGAACAGCUGGACAUGCUUCAAGAGUUCAUUUCCAACCUCUGUGACUCACAGUCCAAUGAAGUCACAGCUACUGGGGACCACCAGGGUGGUACCACUCCCAUGGAGGAUAAACCGACUAAGAUAGAUAUUCUUCCAAAAGCCAGUCUGGAAACCUUGGAUACAUCACCAGUUGAGAUGGUCUUAUCUCAGGCUACUGUCCAGAACCACCCACCCUCUAAUGCCUCUACUGCCUUACCUCCAUCACCCCCAUCACCAUCGUCUCCCUCUUCCACCCAGUACCUCGAUGAGUUCAGCUCCUGCGGUGCCCUCCUUUUGUCCCAGAAGCUAAGGAAUCUGGAGCUGCAGACAAGAGAGACGGACACCUCUGAGAUGAGGAGGUCGGCACUGGACCCCUCCUGUCUCCUCACCCCACCCAACACCCCCCACAUUAUAGAUCCUGUUCAUUUGGUGAAGGCAGACCAAGAUAAAUGGAUGAAGGUUGACAGUGAGACACUCCCCUGGUCCUCUGGUGUAGAUACACAUGAUGAAGGUGGUUUAGUGUUUGAAUGCCUGGCUGCACUGAAAGUAGACCGUUUGAAAUCAGAUUGCAACAGUAUGAACAUAAUUGUUGAACUAAAAGAGGAAGAAGAGGAGCAGGAGGAGGAAGAGGCGGACGACCAUUAUGAUGACAAUAACGAUGAGGUCUUUAGUUUGGAGCUGGAGCGAGGUGAAAGAGGACUUGGUCUUGCUCUGGUUGACACAAGGGACACUUUAUUGAAAGUGAAAGGCAUCUUCAUCCGUGCAGUGGUCCCAGACUCUCCUGCAGCCCGGAGUGAGAAGCUGGCACCAGGAGACAGGAUCCUGGCUGUUAAUGGAGUCAGUCUGCUUGGACUGGACUACCAAAGUGGAAAGGAGCUGAUCCAAUCAUCAGGUGACAGACUGAGGUUACUGGUGGCCAGGUCUGACUGGAUGGCCAAGGUUAUAAUGAGUGAAUGCUGACAGCAUUUCUCAAUACGUUUGUUAACCUAGAGACUGUUAUGGCAUCACAAGUGCACUUAGAGAAGAGUGUAAAAGCCUGUUGAACAUUCAGGUUCAGGAUGUGGGCUGUGAUGUAAGUAUGUGGUGGUUGAAAAGACAAAAAUGCACUAUAAAAUGAGCUAUGGUCCUGGUUGAAUUUAGUGCCAGGUUUUAGCUGCUAAAUGUUUUGUAGCUUUAAUUUACAUUGUAAUAGCAUGAUGGUAAUUAUUGAUGUGUAUGUUUGAUACAGUGUUCUAAUGAAUGACGCAUUUUGAUUUCAGAAGUUUGCUUCAAACAUUGUAAAUUUGUUUGGUAUGGAUGGGUAGGGGUUGGCUUCAAAAAUCGCUGCUGCCAUGCUACUAUUCAAAUUCUUAGUCCAGCCCUCAUUUUAAGUAGUGUAUUUAAACUCUUAAGACAGGGGCAGAAGAUACUUGUCCAAAGACUGUUUCCAAUCCAAAAGUCUUCCAUGCAAAUACAUGACUAGAAGGACCACAGGAGGUCAGGAGAACUUGGCAUUUGAGAGCCUGGACCGUAUUACCAGCAUUUCCUGUCCCAAAAGCCAGCUUCUACACUUCUAAUCAAAUUUGAUUGUUGAAGUUUCCAACAAGAAGUUUCAAAAAGGAAAUAUAAGAGCAGCGUACAUGAAAGUCUAAAAUUGGAUGGACAAACACCGUUGUAAAGCUGGUCUUAUAUCAUUUGUCAAACUACUGCUGUGGACAGAAAAACAAUAAGCACUAACUUAAGUGUAAUAUAAUUGCCAUUCUUCAAUUUAGUUUUUAUUAUUCAUCAUCUAUAAAAUAAUUGGAUAUGUGAAAGUGUUACUGUGUUGAUAAGUGUUGGUCUGAAUUAUAAUUAAACCAUAAAAACAUGUUACAUUUUUUCAAUGUUUCUUCAUUGACCAUGAUCUUAUUUUCUGUUUUGGACCACAGUCACAGAAAGUGAGUCCACUCAUUUAUUUCUCCUUUAGGCUGGGGUUCUAAUUUUAUCAUUUUAUUUUUUCUUUCACAAAUUACAGUAAAGAUGUUCAAUAUUAGCUCCUGCCUGUUGUGUUUCAGCAAUAAAAACAUUUGAAUCCUC